Messenger RNA from Prorocentrum cordatum, 194 nucleotides. The record is from the annotation of a GenBank genome assembly. NCBI's taxonomy places the organism in Eukaryota, Dinophyceae, Prorocentrales, Prorocentraceae.
GUGACGACGGCACCCGGGGGACGCUGCCCACGCUCGAGUCGCUGCCUGCGUGGCAGGAGGACCCGCCGCAGCUGGACGGGGACAGCGAGGACGAGGCGGCGUACGAUACCGAUGACGAGUUCGACCACCCACGGGUGCACUACAAGGUCCGCUGCCAGGGAGACGAGUUCGACCACCCACGGGUGCACUACAAG